Messenger RNA from Lepus europaeus (European hare), 6330 nucleotides. RefSeq names its product WD repeat domain 26 (gene WDR26). Gene Ontology annotation, biological process: proteasome-mediated ubiquitin-dependent protein catabolic process. The transcript has 14 exons. Lineage: Eukaryota; Metazoa; Chordata; Mammalia; Lagomorpha; Leporidae. Gene Ontology annotation, cellular component: GID complex. The record is from RefSeq and is a predicted model, not a curated record. Gene Ontology annotation, molecular function: protein binding. Bases 1 to 1983 code for a protein of 660 amino acids.
AUGCAGGCCAACGGGGCAGGAGGAGGAGGAGGAGGCGGCGGCGGCGGCGGCGGCGGAGGGGGCGGCGGGGGCCAGGGACAGACCCAGGAACUCGCCUGCCUGUCGGCCCAGAACGGGGAGUCGUCGCCCUCGUCGUCGUCGUCCGCGGGGGACCUGGCCCACGCCAAUGGGCUCCUGCCUUCCGCCCCCUCCGCCGCCAGCAACAAUAGCAACAGCCUGAGUGUCAAUAACGGGGUUCCAGGCGGGGCGGCCGCCGCAGCCUCCGCCACCGUCGCAGCCGCCGCCGCCACCACGGCCGCCUCGGCUGCCUUGGCCACCCCGGACCUGGGCAGCAGCCUCAAGAAGAAGAAGCGGCUCUCGCAGUCAGAUGAGGAUGUCAUUAGGCUAAUAGGACAGCACUUGAAUGGCUUAGGGCUCAACCAGACUGUUGAUCUCCUCAUGCAAGAGUCAGGAUGUCGUUUAGAACAUCCUUCUGCUACCAAAUUCCGAAAUCAUGUCAUGGAAGGAGACUGGGAUAAGGCAGAAAAUGACCUGAAUGAACUAAAGCCUUUAGUGCAUUCUCCUCAUGCUAUUGUGGUAAGAGGCGCACUUGAAAUCUCUCAAACGUUGUUGGGAAUAAUUGUGAGGAUGAAGUUUUUGCUGCUGCAGCAGAAGUACCUGGAAUACCUGGAGGAUGGCAAGGUCCUGGAGGCACUUCAAGUUCUGCGCUGUGAAUUGACGCCACUGAAAUACAAUACAGAGCGCAUUCAUGUUCUUAGUGGGUAUUUGAUGUGUAGCCAUGCAGAAGACCUACGUGCAAAAGCAGAAUGGGAAGGCAAAGGGACAGCUUCCCGAUCCAAACUAUUGGACAAACUUCAGACCUAUUUACCACCAUCAGUGAUGCUUCCCCCACGGCGUUUACAGACUCUGCUGCGGCAGGCGGUGGAACUGCAGAGGGAUCGGUGCCUGUAUCACAAUACCAAACUCGACAGCAGCCUAGAUUCUGUGUCUCUACUUAUAGAUCAUGUUUGUAGCAGGAGGCAAUUCCCAUGUUAUACUCAGCAGAUUCUCACGGAGCAUUGUAAUGAAGUAUGGUUCUGUAAAUUCUCUAAUGAUGGCACUAAACUAGCAACAGGAUCAAAAGAUACAACUGUUAUCAUAUGGCAGGUUGAUCCGGAUACACAUCUGCUAAAAUUGCUUAAAACUUUAGAAGGACAUGCUUAUGGUGUUUCUUAUAUUGCGUGGAGUCCAGAUGACAACUAUCUUGUUGCUUGUGGCCCAGAUGACUGCUCUGAACUUUGGCUUUGGAAUGUACAAACAGGAGAACUAAGGACAAAAAUGAGCCAGUCUCAUGAAGACAGCUUAACAAGUGUGGCUUGGAACCCAGAUGGAAAACGCUUUGUGACUGGAGGCCAGCGUGGGCAGUUCUAUCAGUGUGAUUUAGAUGGUAACCUCCUCGACUCCUGGGAAGGGGUGAGAGUGCAAUGCCUUUGGUGCUUGAGUGACGGGAAGACUGUUCUGGCAUCAGAUACACACCAGCGGAUUCGAGGAUACAACUUCGAGGACCUUACAGAUAGGAACAUAGUACAAGAAGAUCAUCCUAUUAUGUCUUUCACUAUUUCAAAAAAUGGCCGAUUAGCUUUGUUAAAUGUAGCAACUCAGGGAGUUCAUUUAUGGGACUUACAAGACAGAGUUUUAGUAAGAAAGUAUCAAGGUGUUACACAAGGGUUUUAUACAAUUCAUUCAUGUUUUGGAGGCCAUAAUGAAGACUUCAUCGCCAGUGGCAGUGAAGAUCACAAGGUUUACAUCUGGCACAAGCGUAGUGAACUGCCGAUUGCGGAGCUGACAGGGCACACGCGUACAGUGAACUGUGUGAGCUGGAACCCACAGAUUCCAUCCAUGAUGGCCAGCGCCUCAGAUGACGGCACUGUUAGAAUAUGGGGACCAGCGCCUUUUAUAGACCACCAGAAUAUUGAAGAGGAAUGCAGUAGCAUGGAUAGUUGAUGGCGAAUCUGGAGCAGACGACUUCUGUUUAACUUAAAUUAGUCGUAUUUUAAUGGCUUGGGAUUUGGUGCAAACAGACAUGAUUGAUAGCUGGACAGACAUGCUCGUCAUGAAAAAAAAAAAAAGAACCAUUUCUGAAGCCCGAUUGGGGCCAAACAUUUACACCUUGCUUCAUAGUAACCAGUUGAGAUGAAGCACGUCGUUAGAACGUUCUUGGACACCAUGUUGAAUUAUCCCCCGUCGGUUGUGAAGAACUGUGCUACAUUCAGGCUUACCCAUUGAACUCAGUAUAUAUAUUUUUUUCCCACCUGCCUUUUGUCUGGCAGGAUACCAUUCUUGUUGCUCUUCUGUGUAAUGAAGUUUAAAUGCUUGUUUGGAAAACUUUAUUUAACAGUUUAGAAGGCUUGAUAGAAAGAGUGCAUUAGUCUGAAGAGUAUACAUUGGAUAGGAAAGAAUUUCCUUUUGUUUCUCCAAAUCUUUCCGCCUUAUUUAGCUUGAGAUCUUUGCAGCUUGGUUCAUGGAUUCUAGCCUUGCCCGUUGCGCAGUAUAUACUGAUCCAGAUGAUAAACCAGUGAACUAUGUCAAAAGCACUCUCAAUAUUACAUUUGACAAAAAGUUUUGUACUUUUCACAUAGCUUGUUGCCCCGUAAAAGGGUUAACAGCACAAUUUUUUAAAAAUAAAUUAAGAAGUAUUUAUAGGAUUAAAGUGACUUCAUUUGUAUACAUUUGGAAUCUAAACCAGCUUAAAACAGUUUCCUCUGUGACUUAGAUACUCAGUAUAACUGAUGCUCUUCUGGAAUACCACCUGAGAAACGGUCAGAGACAGUGCUUGGAGGGACAUUCAUUACACAGGAAAUCAGUAAUACUUGGAAGGCUUUCCCCCUUUUUUUUAAUUCCUGGAGGAACAUCAGUACCUGAUCUUGAAGAAAUUCAAGACUCAAAAAUAAAAUUUUAAAUAUACCAACAUGAGAGAUCAGUAGUGAGUUUAGGUUUUUAACGAAACUUACUCCAAGUCGUUCUCAACUUGGAAAGUCAUUUUGGUGUGAUCUAGCAAGUGUAGCAAUCAGCAGGUAUAAUAACCACUUUGGAAGAAAGUUUAUAGUAUAAUUAAGAUGGUUAGAAGAAUUCAGCAGGUUUACAAACAUACUUAAACUGGGAUUAAAACCUCACACUCAUUUCUCUUAAUUGCCCUUAAUAAUUUGCCAUAGGGAUACAUAAACUUAAAGAAUUUUCCUUUCUAGUUUUUCUGAUAUUGCCAUACGGAACCUCACUCUAAACUGGUGCUGCAGAUAGUCUUUGCCCAUCCCCUCCCUGUUUAGUUUAAGGAAAGGUUCCUUCAUGGAAAAGCACUUUUAAUUUUCAAGAAGUUCAUACUUAGAGUAAGCCAAACGCCUGACGGCCACGCUGUGUUUAGAGGCCCCAUCGUUGCAGCACACCAUGUGCUGGGUCUCCUGUGGAAUUCUCUCCCCUUUUCAGUCAGGGGAACCACAGCUGUUAGGCUGAGAAGAAGAGUUGGGGAUACCUCCAAAAUAAGAUUCUCGUGAACAAAAAGUCUUGUACUGAAUUCCCUUUAUGCCUAGCCAAGUCGAUACUAUAUUAUUACCAAGAGUAGGCUCCUUCAGGAUCCACAAAGAAAAGAAAGGCUUGGACAUUAGGAAGUCUUCCCUUGUGGUGGGUGGGGGUAGGAGAUGGCAGAAGCAGGGGGAAAGUCACAUGGAAGGGGAGAAGAAAGGAAAACACACUUGGCCUUAAAAUAGCAUGCAUUCUCCCAAAAGCCCACAGUGAGAGGAGAUGACAGUUCGUGAUCAGCAGAUUUUAUCAAAUUGGUGUAUACUAUGGUUUCUUUAAGCUCCAUUUUGCUGAGACCACCACUUAGAGAAUCAAAGAAUUCUGUUUUGAUACUUCUAAGUUAAAAAAAUUAUGUUACCGUUUAUCUGGUACUUCAUUUUUUCUUAACUAGAGUUACUUUUUACUUUAAGCUUGAAUAAAAAUCUUCAUUGGUAACUGUAUAUAAUUAAGUGGCAACUUCUCUUUACCUCAGUACAGUUAAAACCAUAUUUUAGGUGUUUCAUGCAUACCUUGAAGCCAUUAAUACACCCCAGUCUCUACACAAAAUGUGGGCAUAGGAACUCCACUGCUGUUGACAAGUUUGGUUACACUGUGCCAUGAUGCAUCUGUAACAUUGGCUGAGAUUGGUGCCGUUCAGGGGCGAUUUAGCACUCAGAUUCUACUGCUUCACCCAGCUCCUCCUAGAUCUGAGUUUUCAGAGUGCUUCUGAAGUACAGUUAAACACUUCAAAAAAGUGGAGUAAAAGUGAGGCACAUUUUACAAGAACAUAGCUCCUGUUAAAAUGGAGUAACAACUAUGCAAAGGUUUCUAUAGCAGCUAGGUGAGUUUGUUUUUCAGGUGUGUCUUAACUGGCAGCUUCCAUAUAUCCUGGUACUCUGCUGUGCCAAUUUGCUGUACAUGUCUAUUUUGUACAUUUGCCAUGCAGUAACUGUGCUGGAAAGGUGAAAUAAAUGGUGAAGAAACCUAGGGUUUUAUGAUUAAAAACCUGGUGGCAGGACAUUCUAAUUUCUGGUAGUGCUAUAGACUAUAUAGGAGGCUUAAUCUGAGAAUACUAUCAAGCAGCCACAAGAUGCUAACAAAUGAAUAAACUGAAAAGUACCAAUACUUUUUGCACAUAGAUCAAAACAGAAUGGAGAAUUUUGGCUCCAAAAAUCAGGUUAGUAGGCUUAUUUUCCAUGUGCUUAAAAAUGUUUUUGUUAUGCAUUUAAGGGCUAGAGCAAGUAUGAAAUUAAAUGUCUUUUUCUUCCGAAUAGUUGGUUAUCAAUGGUUAACUGCUGGAUUUGGGGUUCUGGGAUUGGUGUAUGGGUGGUAAUAAAGAAUCACAGUGGGUGCUAGUUGGGAGGAAUGAGGAAGCCUCAGUUUCAGUUUCUGUAUUCAAGCUAGCUACAUUUUCUGUUGCUCUUACCACAUUAUGUAUUAAAUUAAACCAGGUAAGUAGUUUAAAUACAGGAAAUUUUAUUUGCAAAUGUCCUCUUAACUUAAAUUGGCCCAUUUUAAUGGGUGGGAGAACAGAAAGGGAGUCCCUAGCUUUAAUUAAAAUAACCUGCUAGUUGAAAAAAGUCCAGUAUUAAUCUGAAAAAACACAAAUAGUAACAUGGUGAAUUUUAUUAUGAGGAGUGUUCUGCCUCUAGAGUGGCAACCGUGACAUUAAUAGAAAAUCCUUCUUUCCCACCCUUCCCCGUCUUGAAAUUUUCUCUUUUAGGAUGUUGUUUCCUGCAAACAAGAACUGACCCUAUCACCUCUGCCUCACAGUGUGUACAUAUAUCGUACAUCUCUUGAAAGGGAAAGUGCCCGAGUCAGUUUCUUUCACAGCAGAAGAAUGGCUGCUUUUGAAUGGGGAGGAAAGAAGACAUUUUCCUUAAUAUCCUUUUUGUCCCAUCUCUCAAAAUGUAUAAAUACUAUGAUUUAGUUUUACUUGAGUUUCUCAUGGAGACUUGAGCAACUCCACCAUUUUAGAAACCGAAACUGAUUGAAUAUAAACUGCUAACUUUAAAAGAAGAGGUGAAUUUGCAUUUAUACUUAAGACACUUUCUAAAUACAGGGUUAACUUAAUUGAAAUUUCUCAGUGUUGGUUGUUAAGCUACUGUUAAAGUAGCUGCCCCAUAGUUGCAAAAGCAAAAACCAUAAAAACCCAUCCCCUGUCUACUUAAUCCAGAUAGCCUGGACUUAAUGAAACUAACUGUAUCAAAAUGUGUGUAUGUUGUGUGUGAGUGAGAGAGAGAGAGAGAGAGAGAUUGUAUAAAGUCCUGGAAACAGCUGUUCUAGGUUUUUGUCGAUUUUACUAAAAGUUCUGUACACAUGUGAAGUGCCCUCUCUGAGUUGGUUUGGUUGAUACUGGUAUAUUUUUUUAUAAGACUGAAAUUGUGUCCCCCAUCUUUAACUUAAAACAUUCUUCAUUGUUAGGGUCAAUGUACUAGAACUGAAUCAUAACAUUUUUAGGCACAGAUGGAAAAAAAUGUUAUUGGCUCUUUGAAAAUGUGUGUGUGGUAAGGAGGAUAGAUAUUCACAAAAGCAACUGUACUUACAAACCAAGCUGUAGAGAUCAAGAACAGAACUUAAGUGGAUGAUCUCAAGAUUUCUAAAUUGUCAAGAUUUCCAUGGCAUUGUGGUGGAACUAGUUAACACUUAGAGCUUUGGUAUGUAAUAACUAUGUGCUAUGGACUGAUUAAACGUUUCAAAGGAUUGUGUUCUUGAAUUUUGGGGUUCUGUUUCUUAACUGCCUCUCAGAUUAUAUUUAGUCAUUUAAAUUUAUUAUUUCAUUAAAGUAUAAAAACUUCA